This is a messenger RNA of Arctia plantaginis, 270 nucleotides long. Lineage: Eukaryota; Metazoa; Arthropoda; Insecta; Lepidoptera; Erebidae. The record is from the annotation of a GenBank genome assembly.
AUGCGUCCACCUCAGAAUUUUGGUCACAUUGUAAAAUUUAAAAAGGGCCUUUUUGGAUUGUUUGCAAGAGGGUGCUGGGAGAUUCCCGAAGUAAUGGGCGCUUCGUUUAUGGCCUUAAUUGGUAUUGGAUUUGCUACUGCUGGUUGUUAUAAUUACCUGCAAAUGGAUGGAGAUAAUAGAGAGUACAAGAGUACUUAUUACAUCGUACGAGCUGGUGAUCCAAGAGAGUGUAUACUGAAAAACCCCGUAUUUACAUCUUAUGGGAAGUAA